Papilio xuthus (Asian swallowtail) is the source of this 4008-nucleotide messenger RNA. It is a transcript of the gene pnut, whose product is annotated as septin 7-like protein pnut. Lineage: Eukaryota; Metazoa; Arthropoda; Insecta; Lepidoptera; Papilionidae. The transcript has 11 exons. Gene Ontology annotation, molecular function: GTP binding. The coding region runs from base 707 to 2530 and encodes 607 amino acids. The record is from RefSeq and is a predicted model, not a curated record.
GACGCGUUCUACAACUGGGGGAUUCAGUUUCAAAUUAAAUACGUUAAAUUUCUUUUUUUCUUAAUAUUUUGCUUGUUCGUGACGUCUAAAAUAUUUAGUAAUACGUUCGUUUUUUUAAAAGAACAGAUAGUGUCUUUGAUAUUUGACAAAUUUGAUAUUUUUCUUUACUUUAGAAAGAUAAGUUAGUGCAGGUGUUUUAAAGUUGUUUUAUAAUAUGGCGAUGUGUUUCCGGCCCGUGCGGUUGACGGCAGCCGCGUCGCUGGGGCGCUCGUGUGCCAGCCGGCAGCCGGCCCCGAGUCACCGGUAACUUAACCUCAAACCGAUACAGACGCGAGUGUGCUUCAUAUUAAAGCGGCUGUCCGGUUUCUAUCCAUCUGAACUUUAGUGUAUCAUCGUCUACAUGCAAUUUUAUUGUGACGCGAAUUUUUGUUACGCAACAUUUAUGAUUCAAAAUAUAAACGAGUCAGAGUAACGGUGUAAAAUAAAAGACAAAGCAGACAACAAAUUCGAGAGGCGGUUACAAAAAAAUGUAUAACAACCGUGCGUACACGUAACACGAACGAGACUCGCUAAGUGAAUUGCGAGUGAUUGUGUUCGCGAAUUUGUUACUUGUGCCUGUGUUUGUGUGCGAAUGACUUUAUCCAAACGUGUGUGAUCUGGAGCCGAACUUGUUUUUGUAUAUUCGCCGUAUUCGGAUGGGCGCAGAAUGGAAAGCAGGCCUUUAAGCAACGGCGCGGGGAAUACGAAGUUGACCCGAUGCGCCAGCAGCGUCGGCGACAGUGCCUCGGACAAAACAAAGGCAGGUUGGUCGAGCCCGCGCGACAUAUGGAGGAAUCUGUCCUUGAGAAGAAAGGCUGAGUUACAAAGUAAACGCGAGCUGUUCUUCAAGUCGGAGUCGGUGGGCGGCAGCACCGGUCUGCCAAGCGGUGCGCCUCCCGCGCCUCCCGUCGCACCCUCCGCGCUCAAGGAUGCGCUGGCAAAGCGGUCCGCGACGCUGCCCGACGCCCUCGAGAACAACCACCACGAGGCCAAUGGCCUCAAGCACACCAGCACGGAUGUCGGCAAAGCCGCGCCGCCGCAGAUGCCCGCCCCUCCGCCACCUACUACAGCACCGCCGGCAUCUCUCAGAAAUACAGACAAUAUUAAGAAACCCGAGCAUCCUCCAGUUGCUCCAAAACCCGAAUUACCUAAGAUAGAGAAACCAAAGACCAAAGAACUAGAUGGCUACGUGGGCUUCGCGAAUCUCCCCAACCAGGUGUACAGGAAGGCUGUGAAAAAAGGGUUCGAGUUCACACUUAUGGUUGUAGGUGAGACGGGUCUCGGCAAGUCGACGUUAAUAAAUUCUUUGUUCCUGACGGAGGUAUACGACAGAGACAAACACCCUGGGCCGUCGUUGCGGGUCAAGAAGACAGUAGGAGUGGAGACUAGUGUCGUUUUACUCAAAGAAAACGGAGUCAACUUAACACUUACGAUCGUUGAUACGCCCGGAUUCGGUGACGCAGUCGACAAUAGCAAUUGUUGGCAACCAAUAAUCGACUUUGUGGAAUCGAAAUACGAGGAGUUUUUGAACGCUGAGUCCCGAGUGACGCGUAAGGCGGCGCCGCCGGACACGCGCGUGCACUGCUGCCUGUACUUCAUAGCGCCCAGCGGCCACGGCCUCAAGCCGCUCGAUGUCGAAUUCAUGCAGCGGCUCGGUGAUAAAGUCAACAUCAUACCCGUCAUCGCCAAAGCUGACACCAUGACACCAGAAGAGUGCAAGGACUUUAAGGAACAGAUAAUGAAGGAGAUAGCGCAACACAAGAUCAAGAUCUACGAGUUCCCGGAGUGCGGGGGCGGCGCGGGCGAGGAGGGCGAGGGCGCGGACGCGACGCGGGCGCUGAGGGCGCGCGUGCCUUUCGCCGUCGUGGGCGCCAACACUGUCAUCGAGACCGAGGGCAGGCGGAUCCGCGGCCGCAAGUACCCUUGGGGCAUCGCUGAAGUGGAGAAUCUGGAACACUGCGAUUUCUUAGCGCUGCGUAACAUGGUGAUCAGAACGCACCUUCAGGACUUGAAGGAUGUGACCAGUUCGGUGCACUACGAGAACUACCGCUGCCGCAAGCUCGCCGGCCUCUCCCACGACGGCAAACCGCACAGGAUCAACUCCAACAAGAAUCCUUUAGCUCAAAUGGAAGAGGAAAAACGAGAGCACGAUCUUAAAAUGAAGACAAUGGAAAGCGAAAUGGAACAGGUGUUCGAGAUGAAGGUGCGUGAGAAGCGCGCCAAGCUGAAGGAGUCAGAGGCGGAGCUGGCGCGGCGGCACGAGGCGACGCGGCGCGCGCUGGAGGCGCAGGCGCACGAGCUGGAGGAGCGCCAGCGCGCGCUGCACGCCGAGCGCGCCGCCUGGGAGCGCGAGACCGGACUCUCCCUCGACGACCUGCGUCGCCGCUCGCUCGAGGCCAACAGCAAGGAGACCGUCGAUGGAAAGGAUAAGAAGGAUAAAAAAAAGAAAGAUUGGUCUUUUAAAAGUGUUGCAACAGGAAUAGUGUUGUAGUGACCUGCACAAGUUUAAAACAAUCUUCGUAUAACCCACAACUGUACUCGAACAACGAUGUCAAAGACUACGGACAAAAAUACUACUUCGGACAUAAAAGUACCAUUAUCCAGCAGUGUUCGUUUAAACCUUUUUUUAUAUUAUAUAAGACAUUUUCCAUGACAAAGCAUUUAUUUAAUAAGUUUGGCCUAAUUUUUAUAAUAAAUUUUCAUCAACAUUUUUUUAGCAAAGACAUGCAAGGUUUUUGUGCAGCAAUCGGACAGCACAACUUUUAUUACAGAAUCGCACGUUCUUUCGACAUAAACGUCCACAAUGUUGCCAAAGUAGCUUGUAAUUGGUCAGCUUAAAGCGACUAAAGGAGUGGCCACAUGUGCGUUAGCAACAGGUUUUCGUGAGUAGACGUGCGGUAGAGGAAUUCUUGAAUCUUUUAAGUUAGAAAGAAAAUAUGCUGCUGAUGUGGCCAAGCCUUAAUUGUACGGAAUUAUUUGAUCGUAAAGGAAAACGCCACCGAUAUCGUUUACGGCUCAGCUCAAAGUCUAAGAUUAAUAACUAGGCACUUUUGAAAUUUCAAUAAGAUAUUUAGAUAAAGUUAAUUGACGCUAGCGAUUUAUGCAUACGAGUUUGAAAUAUCGAUUUCGUGAUGAUAGAAUUUAUUGCAUUGUAGGUAUUUCGAGUAAUUUCGCAUUUAGGAAAUACACGAUUCUAAAUUUUGAUGUGGUUUCGACUUUUUUACUAUUUAGGUGCGGGUUUUUUCCGCUCGAUCGGUGCAAAUGAAUGCCUAAGAGAUUAUCAAAAUUCGUAACCGUUUUAUAACUCGGUAUCGGGAUGAUUAUUCGAUGUUGGUUAAUAUCGAUAUUUUGCAUUGGAUAUAUCGUGCUUAGUGAUAUUAAAGUAUGCUCAUAGGUCAGUUGUGAGAUAGGCUCUAGCUAGAUGUUAGCGUUUCAUUGUAUUUGUAAGGGCCCGAGAGCGAGGAGCUUUGCAAGGACAAGCGUUGUUGCUUCAGUGCCGUGUUUGUGUCGAACAUAGCAGGACGGAUAUCAUAUCCUAUCAUAAAUAACAUAUAUAUUAAAGGAUGUUUGUUUUAUAACUAUAUACUUUAUUGUAUACAUGUUUUAUUAAGAUUUUAUGUGUAAAUAUGUUCUUGUAAUCGUUCGAUUACUUGAAUUUCUAUUUGACAUGUUACUCAAUGAGACGUAAUUUAUGAAAUGCAUAAUCUUUAUUUAAUCUACAUGCCAUUAUUAAAUUCGUAUUAUUUCCUACACUACAGUAUUGACUUCCGCUAUAACAUUAGAUAUUUAGAUAUUAAGGAAUAUGCUUAAUUUUUGUAUUUUAUGUAGGGUUUUGACCCGUUUUACCAUACUGAUUAUUUGCUUAGUCAUUGCAAAGGAUAUGACGAUAUGUUGGAGCGCAAUGAAGUUUGGACGAUGUAAUAUAUUGUACCUUUGAAUAAAUAUAAAUAAAUACGUAAUAUAUAGGAA